AUGUUUCCUGAAUUAGGUUCUCUGAAAGCUUUGACUGAGCUGUUCAUGGAUAGGGUGACCCCACAAACUUAUAACGAGUCACCUAAAGUAGGCCAAACUAGAAUAAAUAGAAGGAACUCUCUAAUCCGUACUAAACUCAGUAGAUCACCAAGACAUAAGCCAUUACAACAAAUUCUAGACUUCUCAUUCAGAGCACUUUUGAAUCUCGAGUGCUUGUCCAUUUGUGGAGUUCAAGCGCUGACAGAACUUCCAGAAUCAAUUGGGUUGCUGGAAUCUUUAGUUGAAUUGAAUAUCUCAGACACAAGAAUUAUAAAGUUGCCUAACUCCAUUAUUCAUCUUAAGAACUUGAAAGUGCUGAAGAUGAACAGAAGUUGCAUAACAAAGCUACCGGCGGCAAUUGGGAUGUUGGAGAAACUGGAAGAGAUUCAUGGAGAGUAUUGUUCGUUAGAAAUGAUUCCCAGUGAUGUUGCAAGACUAUCUUUCUUGAAGAUUUUCAAAUUAACAGAAACUCGUGUGAAGAAAGUACCGGAGCUUCCCCCAAGUUUGAUAAGUCUGUAUGUCUCUUCAACAGUGGAUGUUCUGAACAUGUCGAAUCUAAGAAAUUUGAAAUUGGGUUUUCCCACCUUAACCUCCACCACAGCUUUGGAAACGGAUAUAACUUACCCCCUAUGGUGGAUUGGGAAACUAUUGAGACUGGAGUACUUAAGGUUGGAACUUACAAGCAUCACCAGCAUACCAUCUGAUUUGGAUCACCUCUGUUGUCUGAAAGAACUUCUACUCGUCCGCUGUAAGAGCCUCCAGCACAUUGGACUGCUUCCCUCUAGUUUGAGGAAACUUACAGUUUCCCACUGCAAUGUUCUACAAAGUAUAGAUCUUUCCAACUUGCAUAAAUUGUUGGAGUUAAGUCUCAGUUUUGGGAUUUUCAAUAUUCAAGGCCUUGAAAGUGUAAGAUCAUUACGGUGCCUGAAAGUGUCCUCCUUGGAGUUAAGCGAGCUCAAUGGGCUUGAAAGACUAGAGAAGCUACAGGUGUUGUCGAUUGAUUGUUGCCCCCUCCUGCAGACGUUGCCCAACUUAUCUGACUUAAAAUGUCUGAAGGACAUGUUUCUGUGGAGCUGUCGAAAACUGGUCGAGAUUCAAGGUCUUGACAAACUGGAAUCCCUACAAUGGAUUGCCAUCGGAGGCUGUAGUUCAUUGCAAAGUUUACCUGAUGUAUCGAAUUUGAAGAAGCUGAAGUACUGCAACAUUGAAUGUUGUUCAGAAGGUGAUUUCCCAGGAGAAGCUCAAGACCAUGAUGACCUGUCAUAA
Molecule: messenger RNA, 1305 nt
Organism: Eucalyptus grandis
Lineage: Eukaryota; Viridiplantae; Streptophyta; Magnoliopsida; Myrtales; Myrtaceae
Product: protein lap1-like
Exons: 1
Coding region: 1-1305 (434 amino acids)
Source: RefSeq, a predicted model, not a curated record